AUGAAGCCCGUCACCCUCGAUUCCCCCGGCCGCGAUCUCUGUCUUUUCCCCCGCCGUGCGGUUUCGACAGCGGCCGGCCGUCUGUUUGCGGGAGAAUGCCGCGACCCAGGAAACCCGGUGCGCCUGAGCCGAAGAGACGAAGUAGAAAUGGCUGCUGGUUGGUGUUACCUCCUUUCCCUUGUCAAUAUUUGCCGUGGUUCCUGGCAGCGGAGACCUGCUCGUUUUCUGAUCUUCUCCGACGCUUAUGCUGAUUUUGUGCUCGCUGGAGGCCGUGUAAGGCUAGAAAGUGGUGAAGAGAAACCGACGUGCGCCAAUUGUCGACGACAGGGCGAGACGUGCGACUACAGCAUUCGCUUGAACUGGGAAGGAAGAGUGAAAAGGAAGCCUGUCAGUGCGUCGCAGGCGGGAUCACUGGUGCAAAUCGCUCCGGGGAAUGAUGCCUCUUCGACAUCCAAUAUCCAACUGGCGGAGUCGACCCGGCGUCACAGCGAUGCCCGAUCAUGCGCUGGAAGUCACACGCAACAUGGCUCGCUCGCAGAGAAGAACCCGAGUUUUGCCUCUGGUUUUAAUGCACAGCCUGCUGGAUCGAUCUCUACGACGACGACACCGGUUCUUUCCCAGCCAUAUUCGAAUCCCUCCUCUGCGCAGAGCAACCCGUCCCCUUCCACCGGAAAUUUCCCUAGAGAUGAUGCAACCUGGUCGCAAACCCGGCUCUCCCCAUAUCCCUCCCCAUCUGACUCGGCGAUGGCAAGCCCUGGGAUCGCCCCAUUCCAGCCGACAAGCGGUCCUGCGCCGUUUUCCCAUUUCCAGAACUCGUUUAGCCCGUCUCCUAUCUAUGCAGGAAGGGCUCUGGAUACGGAGGCCCGUCAUGAUGCUAAACGGGUGAAAAUCACUACCCAUGGACCUCACGAGCCGGGCGCGCUUACGGCAAGAUAUCGGCUUCGGCUGGCCUCGAGUGCACACGGAACGAGCCAUAGUCCAGGGCGAAUUAUCUGCUCCCCUACCUCCGAUUUAUCAGAUACCACUUCUGAAGAGGCCUACCAGCCAUUGCAGCCGCUGAGCCCUCAUAUUUCAGACACACGCGCAAGCCUCCACCGCGUUUCAGUCCAGUCACUGUUAUCUCACUCGAUCGGUGAUGUGCGGUUGGCGGACGUUGACAUCCACCCGCAGACCAGCACUACUCUAUCAACCGUCAGGGUUACGGCAUUGAAUGAAACCACCGUUGGUUACGGCUUUGAUUGUGGCCGCUUUGACCUCGACAUCAAUCGAAAUGACGACUCCACGGCAAUUGAAUACGAUAUCACGGAACAGCCCUCUGCCCCCUGGAGCCUUCCCGCGAUAUCGGGAUGGGCGAAUUCGGGGCGCGAUACUCAAAAACGGGUAACAGCCGUUUUCACAAAGGGAGGAUACUACGCGAGACCGGUUCCCAUUAAUAUCCCACGUUAUCUGAUCCCGCUGCCAUCGGCAUUAUUGGAAAACCCCAUCAAUCUAUUAUACUUUUAUCAUUUCUUAAACCACACUUCGAAGAUCUUGGUCCCGCAUGACUGCUCGAAUAAUCCAUUCUCCAACGUCUUACCAGCUAUGGCUAUACAAGAUACCAACCUCUUAAAGCUCUUGCUCGCGUACUCCGCCAGCCAUCGAGCUCGUCUUCUUGGGCAUGCGGAACCAUAUAAUCGUAUCGCGCAUUGGACUCGUCAUGUAUUUCCGCAACUUCGUCAUGCGCUAGAUGACUCCAAUGAGAAGAUUUCAGAUACAAACCUUGCAAGUGCGAUAAUGCUCGCCUCGCUCAAAAUAAUAUCUCCCAGCACAUUUGAGGUCCCAAUCCCUUGGGAAAGUUAUUUAAACCUCGCUCGCGGACUAUUCCUGGCCAGGAAACAGAUGCAGAUAAAAUACUCGUCGGAUCAAGUAGAGUUUUUCCUAUGUCGCUGGCUCGGGUAUCUGGAUAUCCUAGGCAGCUUAUCUUCACGGCAAACAGAGCCUCCGCUGCUUGGUGGAAACUACUGGUCCACGGUCGCUCUUGAUGAUGCCCGGAAUCCUGGGAGCGACCUUGAGAUUGACUGCUUUACGGGAUUCACUUUGGAAUGCCGCUCGCUCCUUGUUCGUCUAGCAGAGUUGAUUCAUCGAUGUGACGCUUACCGGGUGGAUCCUGGCACGGAUCGUUUCCUUUCAGUGUUGACACUACCACCAUCCAUCCUCGCUGCAGCUGAGGGGCUACUUCGUGACAUGACUGCUGCGGGUUCAAACAGUCGCGAUCGACGCACGCACCACGGAGUGUUAGAGCAUAGCGAUAUGGCGGCGUUGGAUGAUUCAUACCGCCUCGCGGGAAUCGUUCAGCUAUACAGACGGGUCUUUUCCCUCAGUCAUUCUGACCCUAAGGUGGUAGAGUCGGUCAAUUUGCUGAUCGAGUCACUGGACCAUGUGCCACGCGGCGGUGCCACAGAAGUGUGUGCGCUGUUACCGUUAUUCACAGUUGGGUGUGAGACGCAGGAUCCGGCGCAGAGACAGGCGAUCCGGGCCCGAUUUAAGGGGUUUGAAGGGGUAGGGAUGAAGCAGAUUCGACGAGCGCGCAAGUUGAUGCAGCGAUCAUGGCAAGAGAAUUUGCCUUGGACUGUGCUUGCUAACGGGGAAUUCCUCGGCUGA
This is a messenger RNA of Uncinocarpus reesii 1704, 2640 nucleotides long. RefSeq lists its product as uncharacterized. NCBI's taxonomy places the organism in Eukaryota, Fungi, Ascomycota, Eurotiomycetes, Onygenales, Onygenaceae. The coding region runs from base 1 to 2640 and encodes 879 amino acids. The record is from RefSeq and is a predicted model, not a curated record. Gene Ontology annotation, cellular component: nucleus. Gene Ontology annotation, biological process: positive regulation of transcription by RNA polymerase II. Gene Ontology annotation, molecular function: transcription cis-regulatory region binding; DNA-binding transcription factor activity. The transcript has 4 exons.